Molecule: messenger RNA, 2966 nt
Organism: Dendroctonus ponderosae (mountain pine beetle)
Lineage: Eukaryota; Metazoa; Arthropoda; Insecta; Coleoptera; Curculionidae
Gene: Hrd3
Product: protein sel-1 homolog 1
Exons: 12
Coding region: 264-2468 (734 amino acids)
Biological process (GO): ERAD pathway
Cellular component (GO): endoplasmic reticulum membrane
Molecular function (GO): protein binding
Source: RefSeq, a predicted model, not a curated record
AAAACACCUCCAUUGGCAUAUGAUUGGCAUCCAACCCAGUGUUUUGUUUUUAAACUAUAAAUAUCGUACGAUAUUACUGAUUUUAGCUUCUAGAAAGCUUCGAAUUGGUCGAAUUUUCUCGAUAUGUUAUCAAUAUUUUCGAAAACAGUUUGAGUUUAUCUUUAAAUCGACAAGGGUGACGUUUUAUAGUCCUCAAAAGACACGUAUGUUCCACUUAGCUGGCCUAUUUGUAUUUGUAAUGUUUAUCUGAAUCGGUUGUGAAAAUGCGGCAUAAAGUGUUGGUUAUCGUUUUUUUUACGCUUGUGUGUUGUGAAUUCUCUGAAGAAGUAGCCCAGGGACCUCCUGAUUCAAGCAAGAAAACCAGCGACAAAGAUGAUACGUCUGAAGCACAAAGUGAUGAAGAAAUCAUCACUUUUGAUGAGAGUGAUGUUAUUAAAGUGAAUACUGGCCAGCGUCGACAGUCUUUGAACAAUUUAGAGUCGGUUGAAACAACUUCCAACAAUGAAAACUUAAAGGACAGUGAUUCGCUAACACUUUUAGACCUGUUGGAAUCCACAGACAUGAAAAUUAUCAUUCUUGAUCAGGCCAAAGUUCUCGAGAGAAUGACAAAAGAUGUUGAACUGCACGGGGAAGCACAAAGAGAGAUUGAUGUUGAGGAAGAUUUGCCGCUUCCUGAGUCCGCCUUGGUGGUCAAAGAACUGACACCCGAAGAAGAAGAAGGCAAAAAAAUAUAUGAAUCAGCUGCAGCUUUGCUAAACAAGACACGUCCGGACAAACCGAAGAUCUACCAGAUGCUGGUAGAAGCAUCCAACAAAGGUAACUUGGAGGCGAAAGCUUUAGUAGCGUGGGCUAAACUGUUUGGAACAACUUUAAAGCAAGAAAUCGAGGUGGCCAAGCAGAUGUUUCAAGAACUAGCUGAGGACGGCAACCCCGAUGGGCAUAUGGGCAUGGGAUUUUUGUAUGCAUCUGGUCUCUCAGUCAAUGCGAGCCAGGCGAAGGCUCUGGUUCAUUACAUGUUUGGAGCCAUCGGAGGCAAUACGUGGGCGCAAAUGGCCAUGGGUUACAGAUACUUUGCUGGUGCCAGUGUUUCCCCCUUUUGCGAGAAAUCGCUGAACUUUUAUAGGCAGGUGGCAGAGAAAGUUAGUCAAGGUGUCUCGUUCAGUGGGGGUGCGGCUAUUCAAAGAAUCAGGCUAUUGGAUGACUUAGAAAAUGGAUAUACUUCGGGCAUUCUGGACAAUGACCUGUUUGAGUAUUAUCAGCUGUUAGCGGAAAAGGGAGAUGUCCAAGCCCAGGUUGGACUAGGCCAGUUACACUAUCAGGGAGGUAGAGGUGUUGAUUUGGACUAUCAGAAAGCGAUGCAUUAUUUCACUCAAGCUGCAGAUGCUGGAAACGCCAUGGCUAUGGCUUACUUAGGCAAGAUUUACCUUGAUGGCAGCGACGAUGUAGCAGCAAAUAACGAUACAGCAUUUAAAUACUUUAAAAAGGCCUCCGAACUAAACAAUCCUGUGGGCUACAGCGGUUUAGGCCUAAUGUAUUUAUACGGUAGAGGAGUGGAAAAAGAUUACAAUAAGGCAUUCCAGUACUUUGUGGCUGCAGCGGACCAAGGAUGGGUCGAUGGACAGCUACAAUUGGGCAACAUGUAUUUCAGCGGCUUAGGUGUGGAUAAAGACUACAAGCGCGCCAAUAAGUACUUCAACCUGGCUUCACAGUCAGGACACGUAUUAGCCUACUACAACCUUGGCCAGAUGCAUGCUAAGGGAACUGGAAUGCUCAGAUCGUGUACUACAGCCGUAGAGCUGUUUAAGAAUGUAGCUGAAAGAGGACGAUGGGGCGAACUGCUGAUGCAGGCGCAUUCGGACUAUAGGGAAGGCUUAUACAAUCAGGCCUUUGUCCAAUAUGCCCUGUUAGCUGAACUGGGGUAUGAAGUGGCGCAGAGCAAUGCUGCUUUCAUGCUAGAUAGAGAGGAAGUGCCCAUGUUAAAAGGCGACGAAGGAUUGGUAAGAGCGUUGCAUUAUUGGACUAGAGCAGCUGCUCAAGGGUAUUCUGCAGCACAGGUCAAAGUCGGAGAUUACUACUAUUAUGGUCAUGGUACUUCGGUGGAUUAUGAAACCGCCGCAAGUCAAUACAGAAUAGCUGCAGACCAACAGCAUAAUGCUCAAGCGAUGUUUAAUUUGGGAUACAUGCACGAACAGGGUUUAGGGAUGAGUAAAGAUAUUCACUUAGCUAAAAGAUGUUACGAUUUGGCUGCCGAAACCAGUGUAGAUGCCAAAGUACCCGUUGCGCUGGCUUUGAUCAAACUUAACUUUAUAUUUGGCUUGGAAAAAUUCGAAGAGAGUCCAUUUAGUCAUCUUGUGAACUUUGCUGAAACUUUAAGCACCGACUGGGAUCUAUAUUUAAUUUCCACCCUCAUGGGUUUACUCGCAGCGAUUAUUUACUUUAGACGGCCUCAAAUUCAACCAGUUGUCUGACGUUUAAUAUGUUCUUUUCUUUUCGAUUGAACCAGGAAAAUUGAUGAGAUAAUACGCAAAUAAAGGUCUACAAUUUAUUUUUCAAAAUUUAAUUUUUCCUUGUGUUAUCAGCGGGAUAGUUUGCCCUUUAUUUCGGCUUAUUUGUGAUAACAUUGUUAACCGUUUUCCAAAGUCUGUGCGAUGAUAAAUAUGUGGAUGGAUGGCCGAAAGAACUAAUGCCAUACCAGUGCAGCUGAUAUUCAAUUGGAAUUGUUUAUUUAAAAUAUAUUUUAUAUGUCGUAUCGGCUUCACUUCGUCCAGUCGCAUCCAGCAAUUAGAAAAUGUCAAGAUUAGUAGAAUUAAUUGAAACUUGUUCCUGUAGCUGUGUCGUAAAAGUAACAAUUUCUCAGCACUGCUAUGAUUGGUAUUUUAAUUUAUUUUGUAAAUAUUUCUCUGUCGUUUGUUGAGAUGUAUUAUUUGUGUGCAUGAAGUUGUUAAAUAUAAAAACACUUUACAAUA